This is a messenger RNA of Cynoglossus semilaevis (tongue sole), 2928 nucleotides long. RefSeq names its product leucine-rich repeat-containing protein 15-like. The transcript has 3 exons. Gene Ontology annotation, cellular component: extracellular matrix. Lineage: Eukaryota; Metazoa; Chordata; Actinopteri; Pleuronectiformes; Cynoglossidae. Bases 340 to 2268 code for a protein of 642 amino acids. The record is from RefSeq and is a predicted model, not a curated record. Gene Ontology annotation, molecular function: protein binding.
UAACAAACAGUCAGAAGGUGGAGGAGAACAACGUGAACUGUUACUGUGUCAUAACGUGUUUCCAUGAAACUAAAGAAACACAUGAUGACGUUUGUUUGAUUCUCUGAUGGUUGUUGUAUAAUAAUAACAGUCAACAGUCCUGGUGUUUUAAUGCUUCACCAUCACAGACUCACAGCCGUUACAUUACUAACACUUUGACACGAAGAGCAGCACAGAGGAAAUAAUAUGUGCAUGGCUGUUUGGAUAAGGAGGAGGAAGAGUGACUUGGCAUUAAUCUAAACCUAUAAGUGAAGCACAACCCAUCAUCAUCAUCAUCAUCCCAGUUUGAAAGGGAACAGAAUGGAUGCCUACACUGGAGGUUACCUGCAGUUUGUACUUGUGCUUGUGGCACUGCCUCACUUCACCUGUGACGACAGCAGCCGUUGUCCCAGUGCCUGUGUAUGUAGAGCCGACGGUGCGGUCAGGUGUGUGGGCGACACCGUCACAGACGUGCCACAGCUGCUGCCUCCUGACACGUACCUGCUGGAGCUCAACGGCACGAGAAUCACGGUCAUAAAAGAGAGAGAUUUGAUGAAGAAGGAUCUGCUGCUGCGCUUCAGUCUGACCUACAGCAGCCUGAACACCAUCCACCCCCAGGCCUUCCACCUGGGCCCACCGCUCAGGUCCGUCAGGUUGUCGUAUAAUUAUCUCAACACACUUCCUGACAGUGUAUUCAGACAACUGACUACUCUGGAGCAGCUGUACUUAAAUGGAAACCAGUUCGAGGUCAUCGGCUCCGACCAAUUAACUGGACUGACGAACCUUGUGGCGCUCGACCUGAGCCGCAACAAACUGACCUAUCUGGACUCGGAUGUUUUUCAAGGACUAAAAAACCUCACCUUUCUGAACCUGUGCAGGAACUUCUUGAAGAGGCUUCCGACGACCGUCUUCAACUCUUUGACGAAUCUUCAAGAACUGCACAUUUACAACAACGAACUGGAGGUGCUACAAGCUGGGCUGUUUGAUCAGCUGGUCAACCUGAGGGAGCUGCAACUUUACCACAACAAAAUUACCACGUUAGCACCACAGGUGUUCUGGUCACUGCAGAAGCUCACAGUUCUUAGUUUGUCGUCCAACCAACUCACGUCCAUACCGGAGAAAAGCUUCUAUAACAUGCCCAGGCUGACCAAGCUCACAAUUUACAAAAACCCUUUGCUUUUCCUGCCAGAGCAGCUGAUGGGAAACAUGCCUGAAAUCCAAGUAUUUUACUUGUUCAGUACAAAUCUCACGACUGUUCCAGGAAACUUAUUCACUAACAUGUCUGGUCUGCUGGAACUGAACUUCCAUUUGAAUGAAAAACUGAAAGAACUGCCCCCUGACCUUUUCUGUUGCCUCCGUAACCUUAAGAAGCUCUCACUGAAGUCCAACAAUCUCCAUGAUUUAGAACCUCAGCUGUUCUCCAGAUUACCUGCUCUUAAGUUACUGUUCCUUAACGAUAAUAAACUGCGGCGUCUCCCUGAAAACAUUUUUCGAGGCAUUGCUGGAGUUUUGACCAUUAAUUUAAGUAAGAACCUCCUAACGACUCUUCCUGGAGACAUUUUCCAGUCCAACACAGCUUUGAGGAGUCUCAGCCUUAGUGACAACCCCUGGGAUUGCACCUGUAACAUCAGGGUUCUUGCCAGAUGGAUCGCACGACACAACGCAGUGGUGACCGACAAAAACUAUGUCAUGUGUGAAAGUCCCCUCUACCAGAUGCUGCGCAGGGUCGACUCCCUGCCCGAUGAGGAGUUCAACGUCUGUGAUGUCACAACUUAUUUUCCCUCAAACACGGACUUAGAUAAAUCCACACAACCACUCUUCACCAGCACACAAAACACCAUCCCCCCAACAACAACAACAACAACAACAACAACGACUCCAGAAAUAAGACCAAGCAGCAAAGACACCCAGAACCUCAAUAUUCUGACAACAACCAGCAGAGGGUCAACCAGCCCUGCCUCCUGGACGUUGACCACACAGGCUGAGGUCACCAGUACGAUGUCAACCAUGUCAACGCUGCACGUUUUCUACGACGUGCUGGUGAUUGGGUGGGGCCCUGAGUUUGUUCACCACAACAUUCACAGCGGCUGGGUGUACGUGUGGUUUCUGCCCUCAGACACAGCCUGGACUGCUUCCCUCAUGUUCUGUCAUGUCUUUCUUCUGACCACAGGCUUGGUCUUCAUUCUUGCUUCCAUAUAUGUAAUGAAUCUCCUCGACAAGACAAUGGAUGAACUGAAUCCACGUCACUGAUGGAAACAAAACAUGUCAUCAGACCUGAUUCAGUAGAAAAUAAUUUUUUGUUUUUUGUUUUUUUGUUUUCUUUUGAUGCUAAACUAUUUACAGUAACGUAUGCACCUAUGUUUGGUUUGUGAUACAAUAAUAAGAUAUUAACAUUCAUGUAAAAUACACCUUGAUUAAUGAACAUUUCUUUACAAACAGCUUCUAAACUUGGCUAACAACAAUCACAGCAAUGCUUUAAAAUAAAUCGUGGUCACUUAUUGUGUGGUAGCGUUAAAGAAAUAUGAAUGAACCUGAUGGCGACGCGUCCAGUUCAAUAAGACACUGGACUGGAGUCUCCCCAUAUCUGCUGUCCUCAGUUAUUUUUCCAUUAAUGCCUUUGUUUUGUUGGUUCUUUCACUCUGUUUUUGUCUUCUUCCCUCAACAAAUACACAAGUGAAAGAAUGUGUUAAAAUGCCGCGUGGUAACCAUCACGGCCACACCUAGUUAUUCUGUUCAUUCCUAAAUAGAACCACGUUUCCAUGUGGCAGUGUGAAGAUUCCAUCUUUCCUACUGUUGGUGUUUGAACAUUUCAAGCUCUGGUUCUCAAAUGGUGGGUCAUGUGGUUGAAAUAUUAACAAACAGGUCACAUAUGUGUAUGAAAAUAUAGAAUAAAACAUAUUUUCAAGCUGU